UCAAUGAGGUUCCAUCUUUGGCACCAUCCAAACCCCCUUUGGAUACAGCUGCUCAACGGCAGUCAUCGCCAGUUCAUGCCUCACCAGGUGUGAAGAGGAAGACACCUGUGCCCAUUCCACCAGAGCUGACUUUUUUAGUAAAGGAGACAGCAGCUCCCAUAAAAGCAGGGGGAUCUAAGUCAACUCCAGGAGCCAGCACAAGUGCUUCUUGCACAUCUGCACGAAAGGCGAUUACUUUUGAGGACAGCGGUGAAGAUGUUCCCUUAGCUCAACCACCUGUUCCUGUUCCCCUGCCUGGCCCUGAUCGGGACAUAAGCAGUUGGAGCUGUUCUCAACACCAGAAGAUCUGGAUGAGGACAGAGCUUCAGGAUCUUGGGCUGUGGCCUGGGUCUAACCCAGUGCGGAACCCAGGGAACACAAUUUCUCUGUGGCGUCUUCCUCCACAACCUGAGCUCAUUGACAUGGUGGCUGAGCUCCCAUCCCCAAACUUCUUCCAGCUACAUCCAUUUUUUAUCUGGAAGCCCGAGAGUGACAUCAUGGUCAGGCUGAGAAACAAUUACAUCCUGCCAUGUCUCCGUGGCUGUUCUCAUCCGCAGGUGGUCUCUGCUGGUGUGGGCAGGCCUCGGGUGAUUGUUGGCACCAGCGGUCAAUAUUAUAUAUUGUCCUCACGACUCUGCUGCAAAGCAUGUCGAAGGAACUGGUUUGCUGACAAUCCACGAUGGCUGGAGAAGCUGCCAAAGCGGUUUACCAACAUUCUGCCCACUUUCCUGACUUACAAAAAGGCCAUCUGCAAGUCUUUGAUGGAUGAGUUGAGGCGCACUGGCAAGUCACCAACAGAUAUGGCAAACCAGGUGAAUGAGCUCAUGCACCUUAAGUAUGAGCGAGCUCACCUGGCAUACCUACAUGCCAUAGAAAACAUCUGGGAUGCUGAGGCCGGCAUAUAUGGACAGAGGACCAUCGGGCAGUUCAUGAGGAAAGAAAACAAGCCACGUGCAUUUGGACCAUAUGAAGAUUCAGAUGGCUGGUGUGGGGUCUCUGUCUCCGGUUUCUACCUUACUGACUGCCUACUAGACGAGUUCAGACGUCAAGAGCCAGCCAUGUCCAAACUCCUCCAGGGCACCUUUGGGCAGGUAUUCAGGUCUGACCACACCAGGAAGGUAGCACGUAAGGUUACACUAGCAUCUGGGGUCAUGUCCAGUUAUGCCAUCAUGAAUGAGAACUGGCUGAUUGUUUCUUGGGUGAUGGUUCAGUCUGAGACUGAGAAGUCCUUGGAGCCAAUGUAUCAAGGAUUGGCCAGGAGAUACAGCAAUGCGGGUGUGGAAAAGGCAGGCUACCACUGGAUGGACAGAGACUGCUGUGCUCCAUUUAAAAUCCCGGAAUGCGCCUCUGGUGAGCAUCUAUAUUGGGAUGCCUGGAAGACAACCCCUUCCAUUGUUGCUCAGGCCACCUCUGGCCCACUUGCGAACACCUGCGCCUCCCGGUCACAUUACAAUGCCAACAUCGUUGUGAAACUGGACUUGUUCCACUGCAUCAGGCGUUUUUCACGGGAGUGUACAUCUGAGCAUCAUCCUCUGUUCAGCAAUUUCUGCCAGCUUCUCUCUGCAGCCUUCUCUGUGGUGGAUCAGGAGGACUUACAGAGGCUCAGGGACGCCUAUGUGUUCUGUGGUAUCCAUCCAGCCAAUCCCACCAAGCAACAUAUAAGGGAGCACUGCAGGACCAAAAUACCACAACCGACAGAGCUGCUGGACAGAAUUGAGAAUGUCCUUAAGCAUUUUCAUGUGGCCACAGACCCCAACAAUGUCCCACUCUUCAAGCCACACAUGCUGAAGACAUGGCGCAUACAGAGAGUGCACAUUCUUCGUGGUUGCCUCAGUGACCCUGAACUUUCAGAGGGCAUAAUGUACAGGUACGGUGGAACUCUUCAACUAAACCAUGUACCCGGUGAAGGCGCCAAAGUCCCCAUCUGGAUCCCUGUCCGAGGUACAUCACAACAGGAGGGGUACCAUUUCCACCAGGCCCAGUGGGUCACAGGGACCCAUGUCUCCACUGAAUUGUUCCAGGCCCAGGGCAUGACAGGGGUGGCACGGUGGAACUAUCAACGACUGGUGGACCUAAAGCAGCCAGAUGUUAUCCUCCCUGCUGUCUUUGAUCCAGCUUUAAUGGCUGAGUUGAACUCUGCUUCCAAGAGAGUGACAGGGCAGGAGAAGUAUGCAUUAUUUCACAUCUCUGACACAGACACCGGAGAGACGUUUGGUCUAGAAUACAAAGAGCCAGUCUGCCGUCCGGUCCCUCUUGACUGGGACAAACACAGGACCCAAAAGAGAGACGAAACAUCUGCUCUUGUCCCACUAUCUCCUGUGCAGGCACCCACUUCUGCCCAGGCCCAAGCUCCAGACUCGGCACCCUCCUCCAAAUUGACGCCACUCUCUAGCUUGGCAUCUUCUGGCCCAACAUCAUCCCUCAGCCAUUCACUCUCCGCUGGGACACUUUUAAAGCAGGAAAUACUUUCAGAAGACAACCAGGACCCUCCAGAAGCAAUGGAAAUCUCACAUGCCCUGCCCCUGCUGCAGAAGUCCUCUCCGAGAAGUGCCCGCACCGGACCCAUAAAGACAGGUGGACGGGUUUUUGUGUUGGACCACACACGCUGGACACCACCCAUGAAAGAUGCUAUCGACCACUUACUGCACAAGUUCCGUGGUGAGAAGGACAUGCUAAAGCUGGUAGAUCAAGAAUAUGCAUACAUGGUCCAUCAAUCUGCCUCAGAUCCCAACAGCUUGCUGCACCCCACAACCAAACUACACAUAUCCCGCUAUGUGAAGCACCUGGCAAAACUUCUUAACACCAGUUCUUCUCUGAACACAAGCCAGGAAAAACUUCAGGAGACUCAGCAGCUGUGGCACUCCUUAACAAAAGGAAGUGAGACAGCCAGUGUUCCUGUGGUCACCAUGGAGCCUGCUAUUGUCAACCCACCUGCACCUGCCAUGGUGACACCUCUGACACAGGAGUCCAUUGAGAAAAUUGUGGAGGACAUCUUGCAAAGGCAGCAGCAGCAACAAAAGCAACAGCCCCAGCCAGAGCAGAAGAAAAGGCAGACAAAGACCUGUCUUGCAUGUGGACAGCCCAAGUCUCGAUAUGAGACAGAUGGAUCCUCCAUCCACUUUUUUUAUCAACAAGGGCCUGUGCGCUAUUUCUAUUGCUCAAAGAGGGUGCAUCAAAGUUACGCUGCUGAGGGACUUUCUGACCCCAAAAUGCCAUUUGAAGAAUUUGCAGACACAGAAUUUUUUCAGAGGGAGCUGGAGGGCACCAAGAAACGGGUGGAGGAAAAAAAGGAGAAAAAGAGGAAAAGGCCAGAUUCCCAACCAACAGGCCGCUGCUGCAGAUUCUGCCACAAGGACCUGAAACAGGGACCAAACAGCCCACACAUACACACGGGCUUCCCUGGAGUGGCAGGAAAAUACAUUUACUGCCCAGCUAAAGUGUACUCUUUAUACAAAGAUAAGGGCAUGAUUAAAGAGAUGACCUGGAUGGAGUUUAAAGAGUCCCCAUUCUAUGAAGCAGAGAGAAAAAGAUGGGUGGAGGAAAGGAAGACCUGAUUCGUAUAUAUUUGUACAUACUUCAAAUGAUUAAUCCAAUUGUUGUUCUGUAUAUAUAUAUAUGUGUUUCUGAUUUCUGAAUGUGCUAUAUAUGUAUAGGUUUUAUUUUUUUUUGUAGUUUCCAAAGUUUAUAUUAUUUUGUCAUACACAUGUGCGCUUAUGUUUAGUCCUUUAGACCACAGCAAUGUGUGUGUGUAUAUGGAUAUUGGUAUGUAUAACUUUAUAGUUUGUGUGUAUAUUGUUUUCCUUAAAGUUCUUUUUUUAAACAGAUUUU
Molecule: messenger RNA, 3867 nt
Organism: Astyanax mexicanus (Mexican tetra)
Lineage: Eukaryota; Metazoa; Chordata; Actinopteri; Characiformes; Acestrorhamphidae
Exons: 7
Coding region: 351-3593 (1080 amino acids)
Source: RefSeq, a predicted model, not a curated record